ACGGCACAAUCAAGCCAGCAAGACUAAGCGUGAGAGAGGCUAUGGAACGGCCUAACGGUAGGAAGAUCGUGCUGAGGUUCAACAGGGCAAAGCAAGCAAUUGGAGACGAAGCUGGACUGUUGAGUGGCGUGCUUGGUCUGUUGGGAACUGACUAUGGAAAAUUUCCUACCUGUGAAAGAAGUUGGCGUAAGAUUACCACUAAAGACAAGGUUUACAACGAAUGCAUCAAGCAAAUUUUCCACUUUGAUGAAGAUAUUGAAGGAACUAUCAAGAAAAAUAUUUUGAAAAGUAUGGGGAAGUCUUGGAAGGAAAGAAUGCUGAGGUUGUACGAUACUUUUUAUGAGCCAACACUUAUGACUGAAGAAAACAUUGAGCAACGUCCGCCUGGAAUCGAUCGAGAGCAUUGGAGAUGGUUCCUUAACUAUCGUGCCGAAGAGGAGACAAAGGAGAAGUGCAAGAAAAAUGCGGCUAAUCGAUCAAAGCAACUAUAUACCCACAUUGGUGGGUCGAAAAGCUUUGCACGGCGGAUGGAAGAAGAUGCUUUACUUUUUUAUUCACUCACCUUAAAACUAUUUCUAUGACUUAAGUUCACUUGA
Molecule: messenger RNA, 596 nt
Organism: Arachis ipaensis
Lineage: Eukaryota; Viridiplantae; Streptophyta; Magnoliopsida; Fabales; Fabaceae
Source: RefSeq, a predicted model, not a curated record